AAAAAAGGAAAAAAGUUAUAAAUUAGACCUUCCUUCUUUUUCCAGAAAUUUAAAUUCCAUAUGAGAUUCCCCCAAAUUAGUCCAAUUCAAUGGAGGAAUUGAAACCCUAGGCUGCAAUUUAUGAGAGAGCGGUGUUUUCUGAGGAAGAAGAAAGUGUUUUUUCUCAUAGUAGGAAAAAGUAUAAAUUUCUAAUGCAUGUAGCAGUGGAUCUGAAUUCCUACUUGCAAUUUGUAUUGACGGCCAUAGCCGUCGUUGUAACACUACUUUACCUUGUUAAGAGCACCGCUUCUAAGUACUUUGUCGUUGACGACGACUCUAAUUUUGAGUCUUCUGCUUCGCCGACGGCCGGUUUUGGUGAUCGCAGAAUGGACCCGGCAACGCCGGAAGGUUGCGCCGUAUGCAGUAAUGUCACCAAAAAACAAUGCUCUCGUUGCAAGAUGGUUAAGUACUGCUCUGAAGCUUGCCAGAGAUCUCAUUGGAACUCAGGGCACAAAUUUAAAUGCAAGGAUUUACAGUUAUCUGGGAAAGGCAGUUCUUUGCAAGGGAGGAAAUCUUCUGCUGUUUCACUGACUCAUGCUAGUGGAACCUCUAAGAUUCUAGACCAUUCGAAGAAGGUACUUUUCCCAUAUGAGGAAUUCUUGGAACUCUUUAACUGGGAUAGCCCAGGUUUCCCACCUUGUGGGCUCCUUAAUUGUGGAAACAGUUGCUUUGCUAAUGUGGUUCUACAAUGUCUGACAUAUACUAAGCCACUUGUUGCCUACUUGUUGGAGAAAGGCCAUCUGAGAGAAUGUAGGCGGAAUGGUUGGUGCUUCCUUUGUGAAUUUCAACACCAUGUAGAACGGGCUAGUCGGAGUCAGCAGCCCUUCUCACCAAUCAACAUACUUUCACGGUUGCCUAAUAUUGGUGGUAAUCUCGGGUAUGGUAAGCAGGAGGAUGCCCAUGAAUUUAUGAGGUUUGCUAUUGACAUGAUGCAGUCUGUGUGCCUUGAUGAAUUCGGUGGAGAGAAGGCAGUUCCUCCUAACACACAGGAGACAACACUUAUUCAGCACAUAUUUGGUGGUCACCUGCAAUCUCAGGUCAUAUGUACAGAAUGCAGUAACGUUUCAAAUCAGUUUGAAAAUAUGAUGGAUCUGACAGUAGAGAUUCAUGGGGAUGCUGAAUCUUUGGAGGAGUGCUUAGAUCAAUUCACAGCAAGAGAAUGGCUUGAUGGAGAUAACUUGUAUAAAUGUGAUGGAUGCAAUGACUAUGUCAAAGCAUGGAAGCGCCUAAUGGUCAGGAGGGCACCAAAUAUCUUAACAAUUGCCUUGAAAAGGUUUCAGAGUGGUAGGUUUGGCAAAUUAAAUAAGAGAGUGACUUUCCCCGAAUCACUAGAUCUCCAUCCGUACAUGAGUGAAACAGGAGACGGCAAUGAUAUUUACAAGCUAUAUGCAGUUAUUGUUCACGUGGAUAUGUUGAAUGCGUCAUUUUUCGGCCAUUACAUAUGCUAUAUCAAGGAUUUUCGUGGAAGUUGGUACCGGAUCGAUGACUGCAAGGUGGUUAAUGUUGAUUUGGAUGAAGUGCUUUCUCAAGGAGCAUACAUGCUCUUAUAUAGCAGGAUCUACCCUCGGCGAACAUCCUUAUUUCCUCUUGGACCUUUAGAGAAAGAAGACCAAGAUACACUUACAGUGGAAGACAAACCGGGGUCCACAGACCAACAUGUUGAAUGUCUCAGUGAAACGGGGUCCCCGGCUACAGUUGUUAAUUCUUUUUCACCGCCAACUCUUAAUGGUUCAGAAUCUAAGAUCAUUGGGGACAAAGAGGAGCUAUUCUCCUUGACCAACCCCGAGGACAGAAUGGAGGAUCAGGAGGUAGAUUUUGUGGCAAGUUCUCAUGUCCAGCAGGAGCUGCAGGAUGUUAAACCAUACACUGCAGCUAUAGGAACUUCUUUCCCUAGAGUGGUAUCCAGUAGUUCCUUUGGGGGUAGUUUUUCGGCUGAAGCUGACAUUCAAGAAUGUGAAACAAUAUCCCCUGUUUCUGACAGUAAAGAUGAUACUGAACCAUGUCAAAGAACCACCAAUGACUGUCUUUUGAAUUCUUCUUUUAAGGAGGAUUCUGUAGCUACAAAUGGUGAAAUUCUGGAUGAUGCUUCAUCCUCUGCGUCAAUAGCUAACCAGAAAGAAAAAAAAUCAUCUCAUGGAAUCCACAAUGUGGUCCUGAAAUCACGUGGAGGGAGUUUCUCUGGAGCAAAGUCGAAGCCACUGUUUUCCCCUGGGUUUCUUGGGAAACGUCCAUUGAACCAAUGUGCCAAGAAAGAUGUCUCACGGAAAGUUUGCAAUAGCACACUUAAUGGUCUGACAAAUGCCUGUACCAAGCCUGAAUUGUCUGGUGAAAACCACAUGGAUAUGGAUGACCAAGAUACUAAUGUGGAAAUAAAAAAUUCCGAGUCUAGUAAUGUGUCAAUUGAACAAGCUGCAAUUUCUCUUAAUGAGACUAACCAUUUGUAAAUCUGGGGAAUCAAGUCACCUUGGGAAUGGAGAUUCUGCUGUCCCUGUUGAAUGUGAUUGGAGCAACAAUCAGCUAUCAGCAAUAGCUAGAGCCUGGGCUUAGAUAGUAAAUCUUAUGGAUGAGCUGAAAUAGAACCUCUUAAGUGUCAAGGAAGAAGUUGGAUAACUCCUACAAGAAUUCAGAGAAGAUUACUUGUGUCAAAAUUAUAUAUUAUGAUUGUUUUCCCAUUUAGCCCCUUUUUAAGUUUUCUAGAGGUCUAAUUCUUUACCACAAGGGGACACUGCAUAGCUUUCUCUUUCAACAUUGUCAGAGAGCUUCUUCAGAUGUUGACAAUAAACUGGAAAAAAUCAUCGUACCCCCCUCGUCACAAUAGAACAAGCUGGGAGUUUUUUCCAGGGUUUCAAUAUUUGAAGGAAUCUUGGAUAAACUUGUGUCCUUUUGGCUGGGUUCAUCUAGCGAGAAGGAAUUGUCCACAAUACAUUUGUGGCAUGGAUAGAAGUGCCAUAAUUUUGAGAAGUUCCAUUAAUUGGAUGCUGUUAUUGGUGCCUAAGCAUCUGUUGUAAAUGCUAAUUCUUUUGUUCUUAUAGUUGUUCAACACUGGGUGCUGUAGUUUAGAAUGAUAAUUCUUGUUUACUUCU
Molecule: messenger RNA, 3122 nt
Organism: Solanum verrucosum
Lineage: Eukaryota; Viridiplantae; Streptophyta; Magnoliopsida; Solanales; Solanaceae
Product: ubiquitin carboxyl-terminal hydrolase 18-like
Exons: 11
Coding region: 192-2483 (763 amino acids)
Biological process (GO): protein deubiquitination
Cellular component (GO): cytosol; nucleus
Molecular function (GO): cysteine-type deubiquitinase activity; cysteine-type endopeptidase activity
Source: RefSeq, a predicted model, not a curated record